UAGAGACAUGUUGUGUUUACUGUUAAUUUUAAUAACUCGUGGAUAUGCUUGUGAUUAUAAAUAUGAGAACGUUACAACAGAACCAGCUAAUAGACAACUGCUAGAUUUUAAACGAUGCCACCCGAAACCAAUUGGAAUAUUAACUACAAGCGCUGGAAGAGCAGUAGAUGCUCGAGACUUAACAACAAUAAAUUCAGAUCUAAUCAACAACAAGUAUUUAAUGGAUGUUAUGAUGCAUUUUAAUAGAGAGAAAAUACCAGAACGUAUUGUCCAUGCUAAAGGAGCUGUAGCUUUCGGGUAUUUUCAAGUAACUCACGAUGUAUCCCGCUAUACAAAGGCUGAUGUUUUCAAUGGUAUUGGAAAAAAAACUCCAUUGUUUGCCAGACUUUCGCCAACACAAGAAGAAAGAGCGGGAAGUGAUCUCAAUAGGGAACAAAAAGGAAUUGCUGCCAAAUUUUAUACUAAAGAAGGCAAUCUAGAUCUUUUGUGUCUAUCUAGUCCUGUUUACAUAUAUAAAGAUCCCAUUUUGUUCAGCGAAUUUAUUCACGCAUUCAGAAGAAACCCAAAAACUAACUUAGUAGAUGAAACUAUGAAGUGGGAUUUCAUUACUAUGAAACCAUCAGGCCUACACUCUUUUUUGUACUCCCUAUCCGAUUAUGGUAUACCAAACGGAUAUCGGACAAUGGAUAAUUUUGCAAUUCAUUGUUAUGAAGUUUAUAACGAACAAGGAGAUCGUUUUUUUGUGAAAUUCAAUUUGAGAACAGAGCAAGGUUUGGAAAAUCUUACAUCAGCUGAAGCAAUGAUGAUAGCAGGAAGAGAUCGUGAUUACUUCAACAGAGAUUUGUAUAACAAUAUCGCACAGAAAAACUAUCCAUCAUGGAAAUUGGAGAUGGACAUUAUGUCGAUUAGUGAUCUAAGAAAUAUUGAUUAUAAUCCAUUUGACGUGACGAGACUUUGGAAGAAAGGAACUUAUUUGACUGUACAGAUCGGCCGCUUGGUUCUUAAUAGAAAUGCUGACAAUUUCUUUAAAGUAUCGGAACUUAGUGCAUUCAAACCAGAUAAUUUAGUUCCUGGAAUUUCUGCACCUGCAGAUGCAAUAUUUAAAAGCCGUACGCUUUUUUAUAGGGACGCUAUUAAUUAUCGCUUAGGAGUAAAUCAUAACAAUAUAGAAAUAAACAAACCAAAACAAGGUAUGACAUAUAACCGGGAUGCUGUUCCACCUGUAGGAGAUAAUAUGGGAGACGCGCCUAAUUACUUUACGAAUUCUUUUAACGGUCCAGUACCUAUCGUGGACGAGAAUCGCCCUACAGAUAGAAUAGUCAUUUUGGACAGUAAUGCCGUAGAUUUAGAGCACUGUAAUCAUUUCUAUAAUUAUAUACUGAGUGAUGACGCACAAAGGCAAAGAUUGAUUGAAAAUAUUGCAACGUCACUAAGAACCGUAACUUCACCAGUAAAAGAAAGAGUGUAUAGACUUUUAGCGCUUGUUGAUACUAAUUUAGGAAAACGCGUAAUUGAAACCACAACUGGUCAAAAUAAAGUUGAAUUAUAAUUUACAUACAUACUUAUGCAGUAUAUGAUUAGGUACUUAAAUUACUUGAGUGAAUUUUAGGUCCCAAUAUAU
This is a messenger RNA of Achroia grisella, 1621 nucleotides long. Its product is annotated as vegetative catalase-like. NCBI's taxonomy places the organism in Eukaryota, Metazoa, Arthropoda, Insecta, Lepidoptera, Pyralidae. The record is from RefSeq and is a predicted model, not a curated record. Gene Ontology annotation, cellular component: cytoplasm; mitochondrion; peroxisome. The coding region runs from base 8 to 1549 and encodes 513 amino acids. Gene Ontology annotation, biological process: hydrogen peroxide catabolic process; response to hydrogen peroxide. Gene Ontology annotation, molecular function: heme binding; catalase activity. The transcript is spliced from 2 exons.